Messenger RNA from Sesamum indicum (sesame), 1554 nucleotides. RefSeq lists its product as uncharacterized. The record is from RefSeq and is a predicted model, not a curated record. Gene Ontology annotation, molecular function: transcription cis-regulatory region binding; DNA-binding transcription factor activity. Lineage: Eukaryota; Viridiplantae; Streptophyta; Magnoliopsida; Lamiales; Pedaliaceae. Gene Ontology annotation, cellular component: nucleus. Gene Ontology annotation, biological process: regulation of DNA-templated transcription.
GCACCUCUUUGGUUCCAGGUUCUCACUCUCUUCCAGUCUUCAGUCUUCACCCUCUCUUGUUUCUUCUCUGCAGCUAGUUGAGAGAUUUGCUGAGGAGGAUGGAGAAGCUGAUCAUAAAAAUCAAGAUCCCGCGGGCAGAUGAGCUCCAGUUUGCAUGUCCAGUCUGCUCGAAAAGCUUUGCGAGCGGGAAGGCUUUAGGGGGGCAUAAGAGGGUUCAUAUGCACAAGGGCAAGAAGAGUUCGAAUCAGAGAAGGGAGCUCCAGAUCGCUGAUGGGGAGGCCGGAAAUCGUGUUAAUAGCUUUAACUGCCCCGUCUGUCCAAAGUCCUUUGUUUCUGACAAAUCGUUGCACGGGCACAUGAGAGCGCACCCGGAGAGGAAUUGGAGGGGAAUGAAACCUCCAAAUCCGGGAGUCGAGAAUGGUUGUAAUUCUUCUUUGGUGCCUGUUUCAGGUCCUGCCGUAGCUCUUCUUGGGAACGGGAGUGAAGGGGAUAAAGAGUUGGGAUCUGAUGUGCCGUUGCUUGAGUGGCCGCAAUCGGCGAGGAGAAGCAGGCACGGGAAGGCCCCGAUGAAUAUUCCAGCUGAUCCUGAUUAUCAGGAACAGUCCGUGUGUGGUGCCUAUGAUCUUAUGGCGCUUGCCAAUGGCGAACCACGGAGACAAGAUCUGGCACCAAAGAAGAAAAGACUGGAGCUGGCCAUCUCAACGGGUGCUGGAAGUUCCGGGGAUUCGUCCCGCAACAAGAAGGCUAUAGUUCUUGGAGGUGACUUGUCUUUGCAAAAGCGAGACAUGAUCACAAAUCCAGGGCUGGAAAGUUCGGUCAGGGGGAAGGCUAUAGUUCUUGGAGGUGGCCUAUCUGUGGGUAAUCGCGACAAGAUCCCAAAUCCAGGGCCGGAAAGUUCAACCAGGAGGGAGGGCUCGUCGUCGGUUAACAGCAACGUGAAUGCUCGCAAUAAGGUUUCUGUUAAAGCUCAAAAGCAAUACAUUUGUAGCAUAUGUUACAGGUCUUUCAGGAGCUACCAUGCCUUGGGAGGACACAAAGCCCAUCAUAUUACCAAGGAUGCCAAGGUUAGAUAUUCAGUGGGUAUAGACAAUGGGUCCACUGCUGCUGGCCCGGUGGUCCCAUACAUCGGACAACCCCAAGGAUGCAGCAGCGAGCAUCGUUGCCCAUUUUGCGACAAAAUAUUUUCAACAAGCCGGGUUCUGAUUGACCACAGGCGGCAGUGUACUGGACCGACUGAACCCAUUAAUGAAGUUUUGCAUCCAGGAGGGGAGGAGACGAGGAACCUGUCCAUAGUCGUCCAUAAGUUUGACCUUAAUGAACUUCCACCUGAAUGGACCGACGCGGACUGCUAGGUGAUGGCUAGAAUAAUGAUUGCUGGAGUAACAUCAGGGUUUCCAUGGCAAGGGCAUGAGACUUAUUAAUUAUCAUGUAGCUAAAUUAUGGGUGUAUUAGAAAAUAAAAUAAUUAACUGAUCAUAUAUAUACCUUUCCUAUUUUGAAACUGACCAGGCAUAAUGUAACUGUGAAGCAGCUCAUCAUUCAAGAAAUUAAGUUG